This is a messenger RNA of Bombus huntii, 1168 nucleotides long. RefSeq names its product TIP41-like protein. Bases 182 to 1123 code for a protein of 313 amino acids. Gene Ontology annotation, biological process: TOR signaling. The record is from RefSeq and is a predicted model, not a curated record. Gene Ontology annotation, cellular component: cytosol. The transcript is spliced from 6 exons. Lineage: Eukaryota; Metazoa; Arthropoda; Insecta; Hymenoptera; Apidae.
AUACAAACAGUAUGUGACAGUUUAUAGAAUAUUAUUAUAACAGUUAAUGAAAUAAAAAUAAAUCUGGUAUUAAUUAUAAAAUACAUUAAAAUACAUAAAAUCUAGUAUUGCAUUAUAAUAUAAUAAAGAUGCAAAAUGUUACGGUUAAAACAUGCAAGCGAAUAUGCCAUUUUGUUAGAUCAUGACAGCAGUGAAAGUUCAUGGUGGAAUUGACAUUUUGAGGCUUCCUGUUAAUCAAGAAGAACAUGUAUUUCCUCCGUGGCAUAUCAAAUACACGCAGUCACACAUACUUCAUUCUAAAUGUUCUAAGAGUGAAAAUGGUUGUGGCGAUAAGGAUGCUGAUGCCUGUCAAUUUUGCAUUUUCAGCCGUACCUUAGAAUUGCCGCACAUGCCAGACAUGGUAUUUCCAAAUAAUAUAUUAACUUUAAAACAUCAGGAUGGUGCAUCCAUGCAAUUCAAUGCAUUAGAUGCUUUGAGAACUGUAUCAAAUGGAAAAAUUAAUAUUCAAUUAGCAUGUGCAGAAGCUUGGAAAGAAUCCAGAUCAGAAAGCAGUGAAUAUUUGGAAGAAAAAGUAAAACCAUUUGAUUGGACAUUUACCAGUAAUUAUACUGGGACGAUAUCUAAUUUUGAAAUUCAGGAAACUAAUGAACGAAUUGACGUGGAUAAAUUAAAAAGGAGAGAUAAAAUCCUGUUUUAUCAUGAUUUAACAUUGUUUGAAGAUGAACUUCAUGAUAAUGGCAUUGCAGUUUGCUCUGUAAAAAUUCGAGUUAUGCCAACUAGCUUUUUCAUUUUAUUGAGAUAUUUUCUGAGAAUUGAUGGUGUAAUGUUGAGGAUAAAUGAUACGCGGCUGUAUCAUGAAUUUGGUCAAGAUUAUAUAUUAAGAGAAUAUACAUCAAGAGAAGCCAGGGUUGAAGAAAUACGUGUUCCACCAUCACUUUUUGUAGAGCCAAGCGAAAUAGCACCACAUUUGCCCUUAACUGGAUGUCAGUAUCAUAAGCUAAUAAUGAUGUCAAGUAAAACAGAAUUAGUCACAAACAAUGACAACGAAUUGGUUAAUGAAAUAGUAACAGCCAGUGUAACACCUAGAGCUAAUAUAAGUGAAAUAGACAAUUCUGUUACCUAAAAUUUCCAUUUAUAUAUAAAUAUAUCACAAUCUGAAACAAUCAAA